CCACAUCAUUUCAUCUCGCCUUCAAAAACCCUAAAAUUCCUUCUUCAAAUAAAUGGGUCGCCGAAAGAACAACAACAAUCAGGCCUCAGGAAGCUUCGGCGCCAUGGAAAGUCCUCACGAAAGCACAAAGAUUUGCUUCCGAGACGACGAUGACGACGCCGACGAAGCUCCCGACGCCGCCACUGAGAGCUCCAACCUAGACGAGUCCAUGUGCGACCUCGACGUCUCCCCCGUCGCCGGUGACAAAGCGGUCGGAGACCAAGACGUCCCCUUUAUCGACUCCGACGACAAAACCAGCGCCGAUUACUACUUCGAUUCCUACUCCCAUUUCGGUAUUCAUGAAGAAAUGUUGAAGGAUGUUGUGAGAACUAAGACAUACCAAAACGUGAUUUAUCAAAACGGGUUUCUGUUCAAGAACAAGGUAGUUCUUGAUGUCGGAGCGGGGACUGGGAUUUUGUCCCUGUUUUGCGCCAAAGCUGGGGCAAAACAUGUUUAUGCGGUUGAGUGCUCACAAAUGGCCGACAUGGCAAAACAAAUUGUUGAAGCUAAUGGAUUUUCAGACGUUAUAACGGUUUUGAAGGGAAAGAUGGAAGAGCUUGAGCUCCCAGUGCCUAAAGUGGAUAUAAUUGUCUCAGAAUGGAUGGGUUACUUCUUGCUGUUUGAGAAUAUGUUGAACACUGUUUUGUAUGCUCGUGAUAAAUGGCUGGCGAAUGAUGGGAUUGUAUUACCAGACAAAGCUUCUCUUUAUUUGACAGCCAUUGAGGAUGCAGAGUACAAAGAUGACAAGAUUGAAUUUUGGAACAAUGUCUAUGGCUUUAAUAUGAAGUGCAUCAAGAAACAAGCAAUGAUGGAGCCUCUCGUGGACACAGUUGACCAAAAUCAAAUUGUUACAAACACCCAGCUACUCAAGACAAUGGAUAUCUCUAAGAUGGCUCCUGGCGACGAUGCCUUCACAGCUCCCUUUAAGCUUGUGGCUGAGCGUGACGAUUUCAUUCAUGCUCUUGUAGCCUACUUUGAUGUAUCAUUUACCAAGUGUCAUAAAUUGCAAGGCUUCUCAACAGGGCCAAGAUCACGAGCUACUCAUUGGAAGCAAACUGUGCUCUACCUGGAAGAUGUGCUUACAAUUUGUCAAGGAGAGGCAAUUGUGGGAAGCAUGACUGUGGCUAAAAACAAAAAGAAUCCCCGAGACGUUGAUAUAGUACUCAAAUAUUCGUUCAACGGCCGGAGGGGUGCAGUCUCAAGAACUCAACAUUAUAAGAUGCGCUGAUCUUGGAAUGCUAUUUUUCAUAGCUCAAGGCCUCCAAGCAAACAAGAGUAAGAAGAAGUGGGAAAGCUUAAGAAGCUUAUUAAAGUUGCAGCAACUGAAGAAUGUUUCUGAGUUUGUUGCAUCGCAUUUUUGGAAGCUGCCAGUCUAGAUAGUAUUUGAAUGCAGAAAUGAGGCAGCAUAUUGUUUGGUUUUUCUUAAAAAUCUAGUUUGUCUGUAAUUCUGUCAUCAUUUCUUAUAGUUUGAGCACCAUGAAAUUUGUAAUGUCAAAAGUUUUUGAAUUUCUUUA
Messenger RNA from Morus notabilis, 1553 nucleotides. Its product is annotated as probable protein arginine N-methyltransferase 1. Gene Ontology annotation, biological process: peptidyl-arginine methylation. The record is from RefSeq and is a predicted model, not a curated record. Gene Ontology annotation, molecular function: protein-arginine N-methyltransferase activity. Bases 53 to 1267 code for a protein of 404 amino acids. Lineage: Eukaryota; Viridiplantae; Streptophyta; Magnoliopsida; Rosales; Moraceae. The transcript has 9 exons. Gene Ontology annotation, cellular component: nucleus.